This is a messenger RNA of Xiphophorus couchianus (Monterrey platyfish), 5839 nucleotides long. It is a transcript of the gene pwwp2a, whose product is annotated as PWWP domain containing 2A. The record is from RefSeq and is a predicted model, not a curated record. Bases 1620 to 4079 code for a protein of 819 amino acids. Gene Ontology annotation, cellular component: nucleus; chromocenter. Lineage: Eukaryota; Metazoa; Chordata; Actinopteri; Cyprinodontiformes; Poeciliidae. Gene Ontology annotation, molecular function: chromatin binding. The transcript is spliced from 3 exons.
ACACAGGUUAGCAUGCAUCAGGUUCAGAUGCCUUCAUAGCUUCGAUGACGGUUGCUCUCCAUCCUCAGCAUCACCAUGGCAACAUGGUCCUCAGACAGGAAGAACACUGGAUGAUCUCACUGCUGUCUUCUCUCCUUUGUCUCCCAUUAAACUACUAGAAGGGAGACCAAACUCCUCCCCCUGCUGGAGGGUGUGUGACCUGCAGCACCAUGUUAGUCCUUGUGGACUCCUGUUUGUCUCCAAGUUAUUGAAUUGACUUCAGAUGUUUUUGUGCUUUAGUUUUAUUCCUCGGGGUUAUUCUGGUUCUGGUCAAUUCCCUUUUGCUGUUCAACUUUUCGGUUUACCCGUUUGUUUAGUCAUGUCCUUUUCUGUACUAUAAUAAUAAUAAUUAUAAUAAUACAUUUUUUUAAUGCCCAUCACAUCUUGAGAUCUCAAAGGGCUACGUUGUGUCACUGACAGGCAUCAGCAGAAUUAAUAAAUCUGUUCUUUUAUCAAGUUCUGGUCCAUGUGAACAGAACUGUUCACCUACUGUCUAAGAUUGCAAUAAAGACUUUAGACCCUAAGCUUUGUUUUAAACUGAGCUGCAGUGACCCGGUUCAGGUUCUGUUCAGUCAUCAUCUGUGUUUUGAUCCAUUCAGGGUUCAUUCCCCUGCAGUUUGCUGGUUGAUGGCCCAGCUGGAAGCGAUAUUGAGUGGUGUGGGAGGAGCUUGUUUUCUCAAACAAAUUCUCCAUCUACCUACAGCCAGUAUCCAAUAGCAAUUCACCCCGAGACACAAACAUACUCGUCCAAUGUACAGAAGUACCAAAACUCCAUCAAACAGAUUGAACUUAAUCCUGGUAAUUUGACGUUACAUCAAGUUCAGGUUAUGAUGGUGAGUAAACCAGACAUUUACUGGCUUCAUCAAGUGGCAGUAGAAAGAAAUAACAUCCAUAUAACAGGAAUAAAACCUCCUUCAGGCCAGAGCCUGAAUUAGCGCGAGCAAACAUCUUCUACAACCAAAGCUUAGAGAAGUCAGAUGCUGUCAGAGGAAGCACUGACUUUCUAUAGGGAGAAGUAAUACAUCAGGGACUCCUUCAUUGUUGAGAAACAGGGAAGCAGAUAAAUGCUGAGUCUGGAAGAACAUCUCUGGAUGGAGAACAGAGAAUAUGUGGAUGGUGGCAGCAGUGAGGGAGGAGUCACAACAUCUUAUCUGCUCAGAUGAAUCCAGCCUGAUAGCAUCAAUAACAACUAACAAAGUGGAACAUUUUAAUAUACAGAUGUUAUGUUACUCCAGGCUUAUGAAUAGCCUGGAGUUGUUUAUUCAUUUAUUUAAGAGAUUUUGCUGUGAUGUGGAUCACGUGAGUCACGUGAUCCUGCUGCUGGAUCCUAACGGGUCUUCCCGCCGGAGAUGCGGUGGGUUUCAUAGAGAGAAGCUCCGACCACAGGAUGCGCCGCCUGUUUCACCGGCUGACAAACGAUGCGUAGUCACAGAGUCUUGCUGAAUCAGCCAAUCACAGACGUCGCUCUGCCCGCUGUCAUUAACUGACAGGACAUCGGACCAAUCAGAGCAGCUCUAGGCAAGCGGCCGUGGAGCAGGAGGGCGGGGCUUCAUCGCCACUCAGUAGAUCAACGGAACAAAAUGGCGGCCGUGGCUGCGGAGCCAGGAGCUGCGGUUCCGACCACAACACGGUCCGAGAUUCUGCCGGAACCCGGACCGUACAGCCCCGCACAUCACGAGAUUCCGGCGGAACCCAGCGACGGCCCAGAAUCCAGUCCAGGCGGGAACCCAGACAACGGAGAAUCCAGGGAGAGCCGCCAUGUUGGUCCGGAGCAGAACCCCGGGGCGGGACCGGUUUUACCCGCGACAGACAGAACCAUAGAGGGUCAGCUAGACCGGAGCGGGACCACAGAGGAUGUGUUGAACCGGAGCGGCGUCCACCCGGAACAAACCGCGACCACAGGCCUUUCGAACCUCCCGGUGGACUGCAGCGGUUCUGAGAGGGUCUUUCCCGGACUGCCGAACUCAGGUAGUACCAGUACCUAUCAAACCAUUCCCCUGGACCCGCAACCCCCCGCAGUUUUUCUGCACUCGGUUCCGGACCCCGCUCCGGUCUCUGAGGCCGGUCUAUCUCUGGCCGAACCGGCAGAACCUACCGAGACCACGGAACUGGACCGGUGUUACACGAUUCUGGAGCAGGAGGAGUUGGUACCUGGACCUACGGAGGAUUCAGUUUUGGAUGAGAACUCAGAAUCCGCCAACGGGUUCUGUAAGAGCUCAGCGAGACCGAAGCUCGAGGAUAGCUCUGGGUCGGAACCGAGUUCUGUGCUGGACCUGAGUCCUGGUGCCGAGGUCCGAGUCAGCCUGGAGCACGUGAUCGAUGACGCGCUGGUGGUGUCGUUCCGGCUGGGGGAGCAGGUCUUCUCUGGGGUUCUGAUGGACGUGUCCAAAAGGUUUGGACCUUUUGGGAUUCCUGUCACCGUGUUUCCCAGACGAGACGACCGCUGCCGUCCUGCGGCGUCUCUGCAGAUGGCCGCCGCUAGCGACAGGCCGCGCACCGAGCUGGAUGAGGCAGCCGCCCCCCAGCCAUGCGGCCCCAAGCCGCCACCGCUGUUCCAGGAGGGGGCGCCAUACCCACCACCUUUGUUCAUCAGGGACACCUACCACCAGGCCUUACCUCAGCCGCCGCCACGUAAGAUCAAGAGGCCGAAGCGGCGUUACCGCAGCGAGGAGCCCACCUCCAUCAUGAACGCCAUCAAGCUCCGCCCCCGCCAGGUGCUCUGUGAUAAGUGCAAAGGUGUGGUGGCAUCAGGUGGCCAUCGGGAGGCGCGACGGGGGGAGGAGGCAACGCGGCGGCGCCGGCCAGCGGACGCUCCCAUGUCCUCGGAGUUGAAGCGUCUGAAGAUGGACGACAAGUCGGGGCGCAGUACCGACAAGCGGUCGUCAGGGUUACAGGGGCCACAGUCCUCACGGCGUGUCCUGAGAGGUGUGGUCUCCUCUUCUUCCUCGACGGCGGCAUCUGGCCGGAUGCGCCUGCAACUGAACUCUAAGAAGGGUUUGACCCCGGCGGCAGACCGCCCCGACGCUCGCAAGGUCCUCCAGAAGUUGGCUCCGCACCGCCGGCCCAAAGACCAGAACCAGGACCGUGGCAAGGCGGUGACCCGGGCCGCGACGCUGCAGAAUCACGGCCAGAAGGUCCACUUCACCCGCCGCUUGCAGAACCCGGGCGGUGCCACUGUCCCUGGGCCGCUGCCACCCAGAAUGCGCCUCAAACCUCAAAGGUAUCGUACCGACGACCCGGCGCCGAGCUCCGCCUCUGAGGCGUCGCCCCGAACCGCUACAAGCCCCACCCCCUCGCCUCCAGCUCCUCCCACCCCUCCCCCAGCCGCUGUCGCCAUAGAAACGAGUGACGGAGAGGCGCAGGAAGGAGCUGGCUGGCAGGAGGCGGAGCCUCCCCUGCCGUCCUCCUGCUCCCUAGACUCCUCCCACUCAGAGUGCAGCUCCACAGAGACCUUUGACCUCCCGCCCCCCGGGAACCCCCCCUCCUCUUCCUCUGCCCCUCCCCUACCCCCACCUUCCUCUUUCGUCCCUCUGUGCACCCCGCUGGCGGGCGAGGACGAGGAGGACGGCGACCCGAAGCGCCGCAGGAAGUCGUCCACGUCCUCCUCCUCCUCGUCUUCGUCCUCGUCGUCCGUCUUCUCCAAGUCCGUGUCCAAGUGUCUGCUGCCGGACGGCCGCACCGUGUGCGUCGGCGACAUCGUCUGGGCCAAGAUCUACGGCUUCCCCUGGUGGCCGGCACGCGUGCUGGGCAUCACGGUGGCGCGCCGCGGUGACACGGGGCUGGCGGUGCGGCAGGAGGCGCGGGUCUCCUGGUUCGGCUCGCCCACCACUUCCUUCCUGCCGCUGGCGCAGCUCUCGCCCUUCCUCGAGACGUUCCAGUCGCGCUUCGACAAGAAGAGGAAGGGGCCGUACCGCCGGGCCAUCGCCGAGGCCGCUAGCGCCGCCAAGCAGCUGACGCCAGAGCGCGCCGCUGAAGAGCUGCUGACGCUGGAGGCCGGCUUCACGCAGGGGCGGGGUCUCAACACACAUGGACAUCAAUAAUCAAUAUUUAAGGCAGAGUUUAUAUUUAUGAAGAAAAAUCAAUGUAUUGAUCUUACUGCUGUGUUUCCAUGGAUACUAGGUACAGGUUAUAGGUUCUUGCGUCCUUCAAUCAGAAAUUGAUCAGUUGAUCAACUCAGCUCGGCUCCUUAUGGAGAGUUUCCUCACCUGCAGACGCCAUCUUCAGUUGGAACCAGCAGGUGAGGCUCCGCCCCCAACCCCUCACCUGGGUGUGGCUCCAGGUGAAGCGGUGGGAGGGCUGAGCGGCGGCUCCACGCUGCACAGGCCAGAGAAAAUGAUCCGUUCUGAUCCAUUUUCAGACAAAAAUGAAAAAGUGAUACGUUUUUAUUUGGUUUUGAAUCGGAUGCAAAUUAUCAAAAUGUCGGACCAGAUGUGAUUCUCAUCUUUAUUGAUCGGGUUAACGUGACCCGGAAAUAUUUCUGCGUGAAAUGCCAGAGGUUUAGUGACACUGUGGAGGCGCUGGGGCCAAACAUGGACCUGGCAUGGUCAACAGCAGCCUGAAGCACGCAGAUGUUUCCUUCCUGCUGAGGCUGAGGGACUUCCUGCUCAGAAAUGAGCCGCAGAACAUCAGCAGAGAAGAAGACGUCGGAUGCUGGGGUUGGGAAGUCAACACAGGCUGUGACGAACUGGGAACCAGUCUGGCAGGACCAUCCCUCACUCCCCUGAAUGAUACCCAAAGCUCUGCUGGACAGGAAGACCGCCUGCUUCCUGUUCCUCUCAGUGUCUGGUUCUGAUUGGACGCUUCAGGUGACCAGGGAGUUUCUUCCUCCUUCACGUCCUCAUCCUCGCUUCAUCCAGUUCUACUCGUUGUUUUCAGCUCAUUUCAGUCUCACGAUGGUUCCUCUGGUCCAGUUUGGUCCGGUUUGCUUGUGCCUAUUCCGUUCUUUUUCUCUGGAAUGGUUGGAUCCGGUCCGUUGUGAUCUGGUCCAGUCUGGUCGGGUCUCUGUCCUCCAGCUACUUUUCUGGAGGCGUGGCAAAGCGCUGGUGAAUUUUGGUCCCAUGAGUCUGCUCUCCAAAUCAGCCUAUCAGAGAACAGGUUCUCUAGCAGCUGAUUCUCCCAGUGAUUAUUCAGAUCUGCCCAGUUCCUGGUCCAGUCAAAGUAUUUCAGUGGGAACUAAUGAAUUUAAUCGGGUCAGAGUGGAUAUUUAAACUGGUUUGGUCUGAAAUGGUUUCAAUGUCUGAAUUUAUUUCAAUAUUAUCUGAUUAAAACUGCUAUGUAGUUUAAUCUGAUCUAACCGGGUUAAAACAUGUUUAAAUUGGUUUAAACUGGCCGGAACUUGGUAUUAAUGGUCUGAAAUAGGUUAAAUCAUUUGGGACUGGUUCCACAAAGUUUAACUGCACCAGUAAACAAUCUUUUGAACUGGUGAGAAGUAGAUUAAAUGUGCCUGACAUGGUCAGAACUGGCUAAAACUGGUUUAACUGGUUAUAACUGCCUGACCUUGUUAAAACUUGUAUAAACUAUUUUGAACUGGGCUGAAGUUAGUUGAACUGGUUAAUACUGGUCUGACCUGGUCUCAACUGGUUUCCACACCUUCUGAAAUGUUCUAAACUAGUUUAAAUCAGCAUCCUGCGAUUGAACCAGUGGGAACUGGUCUGAACUGGUUUUAACUGGUUGUCUGAUAACUUUUUGAAGGUUUGAUUUUUUUCUUCUUUUUGUUUGAGUUGAAAAUGAUGCAGACAGGAAAUUGUUUUAAUAUUGUUUACAGAUGGAAAUGCAAUAAAAAUGCUGCAUGUGUGAAACA